Molecule: messenger RNA, 1706 nt
Organism: Athalia rosae (coleseed sawfly)
Lineage: Eukaryota; Metazoa; Arthropoda; Insecta; Hymenoptera; Athaliidae
Product: AN1-type zinc finger protein 2A-like
Exons: 1
Coding region: 440-1102 (220 amino acids)
Biological process (GO): protein targeting to ER; proteasome-mediated ubiquitin-dependent protein catabolic process
Cellular component (GO): endoplasmic reticulum; cytoplasm
Molecular function (GO): zinc ion binding
Source: RefSeq, a predicted model, not a curated record
AAAAUUAUUUUUUUUUUGAUUCAAUUGAUUAUUUAUCCAAAAUUAAAAUAAAAAGUAUUUACUGGGAAAUAUGAAAUCGGCCAAUUACGAGGGCUGUUAGUGUUGGCGCCACCGAUGUUUCGUCGAAAUACUUAGCGAGUUUCCAUUCUCAAAAUUUGAUUUCAUUGCAGGGUGUUACUUGAGAAAUAUUGGUUAACACGUAAUGACAGACAAAUUUUUCAUCAUUUAAAAAUUUGUGAAUCAUUCAAUGGUUCUUUGGCACCUACUGUCGCCAAUAUAGGGUGACAGGCUCCCGAAUAGUGUCGCAAUACCGUAGUAUUCUUAGUGGGCGGAGGACGUUUUGAAGUGCGACGUGAAUAAGAAAGAUAAUAGUUGAUGGACGUUUUAAAAGCGCGAAAGAGUAUUAUACUUGUUAUUGCAACAAUAGAAUAUCACGGUAAUGGAAUUUCCACAUCUCGGUGAGCAUUGCUCGGAGCAAUCUUGCAAUAGAUUGCAAUUUCUACCUUUAAAAUGCGACGCAUGCGAUGCAAUAUUCUGUACAGAUCACAUAUCGUACACUGGCCAUAACUGUCCAAGUGCCUAUAAAAAGGAUGUUCAAGUACCAGUUUGCCCCAUGUGCAAUGCACCAGUGCCUUUUAAGCGAUCGGAUCCCCCUGAUAUAGCGGUCAGUUUGCACAUAGAUAACGACUGUCAAGCAGAUAAAGCUAAAAAUCGCCGAAAAGUGUUCGCCAAUAAGUGCUCGUCUAAGGGCUGCAAGGUCAAAGAAAUUGUUGCCGUGCAAUGCGGUGAAUGUAGUAACAAUUUUUGCCUGAAACACAGACAUCCAUGUGAUCACGCGUGCGUCGGUAAAGAGGAAGCAAUGCGGCAAAGAAGGCUUGAAGCUCUCAACAAGCGUAGUGGGAAUAGACACAACAAUGCACAAGAUAACCACGACACUGGCUCAAGCUUGUUGAGAAAUUUCCAAGGGACAAUCUGCGAGGAUGAAGCAUUGGCGAGAGCCCUGCAAGCUUCUCUUCAGGACGAGGAAGGAUCCAGGAGUAGGGAGUUCCAUAAUCAAGAGGAACAGACUAUCGAAAGUAGAGCCAGGUGCAGACUUUCAUAAUCUUCAGGAAUUGCUGACAGGAUUUUUGCAUCACCCUAUGAAAAUAACGUCAAUUUUCUGUGCUUUCAAUCUUUGCUAUGCACUAUCGGUUUCUACUUAAUAAAGAUCAUCUAUAUUUUUUUUAUCCAUAUUUUGUCGUUGCUAUAGCUAUGACCUUUUAUUUGUAACACGAUUGGUCGUGUAUUUCUUACCAAUCCACGUUAUUCUCUGUAAAAUGCACAGAAAGAUGUGUUCAACUGUUGACUAUUCAUCUUCAUUGUCGAUCGAUCUACAGGAUUUAAAACUGCAGACUAAAUGAACAUAUCCUUAUUUUUGGGACGUCAGUGUAGGUUAGUAGGGUGAAUUCUUGGAACUGGUUCCUGUAGAAUUAGUUAGUUACGUCAGAAGUUAAAAAAUCUGCUGAGAGAACGACCGUUGUUAAAAGUUUUUUCGAUAAACACUUACUAUACAUGCAACUGCAACACAUUCCUAAUGUAUUUUCCACAUCAAUUUUCCAUCAAGAUAACAAUAACAAAUCAAAUAAAGAAAACUUUAUUAAUGCCUAUAAUUUUCAAUAUAGUUUUACUCUUGUUACUCGCACAAUAAAUAUUAUCCAUACAUUCGC